CGAGAACAAGAAAGACCAGCUAGUAGGAGCCAAGCCUUUGAUGCCAACACAUUCGAGACCCGCAGCCCUGACAUGUUACUUUGUGACUGCCUCAUGCUAGGUUCAAAUAAAUACGAGCCUUUCCGCGAAUUCCGGGCCGAAUAAGUAAUCCUCAUGUCUUAUCCACAAGGAGAAAACUCUAGCUAUCAAGGCUACCAGCAAGCACCAGCUCCCCAUGGUGGAGGUUUCACGGCGCCUCAGCAACCACACCAAGAUGCACAAACCAUAUAUGGACAAGGGCAAAACUCUGGCGCUUGGCACCACGGAGAGUUUGAUGAAGCAACAGAGUACGCCAGUCGGGAAACUGGAAACGACAAGUCUAUGUUCAGCUCGCUGUUAUCGUCAGUACUAAGCGGACAGCCACAGCAUGAACAAGCACAACCCCAUGAGAUUGAACAAGCUAGAGCAGCUCACCAAAAUGUGUACGGUGGAGGCAGCAGAGGUAACCAGCCAGUUCACGAUGACGAUGUUGCUUCUGCCGCGGCCAUGCAAGCUGUAGAACGAUCUGGUAGCAGUGGCUCUGGCAGUUUGCAAUCUGUUAUUGGUAUGGCUAUGAGCGAAGUCACAAAGUUGAUGGGUAAGCAGUCUGGCGGUAGCACAGGAGCUCAACAAGGUAGUAGUAGUAGUAGUGGUGGCCAGAGCGCUAUGAUCCAGAAAGCCGUUUCCAUGGCCAUCAAGUUGUAUGCUAGUAAGCAGGCAGGCUCAGCCGCUGGUCAAGCAGCCGGGGGUGGCAGUAGUAACCCUCUUGAAAGCAUGAUGGGAAUGUUUAUGGGAGGAGGGUCCAAACCUUCUUCCUCUCAAAGCGGUGGCUACAGCCAGUCUCCUUCACAUCAAUCCAAUGCCUCGGGCUAUGCUCCACCUCCUUCCCAUCAAGGUGCUGCUUCAAAUUACUCAAAUGCACCUCCAAAUCAAGGCCAAAGUGGCUAUAGUCAACCCCCACAAUACAAUGAGCCUCACCAGCAGGCACCAUAUGGACAGCAGCAAGGUUACAGCCAUUCACAGCAACAAGCGCCGUAUGGACAGCAGCAAGACUACAACCAUCAACAGCAACAAGCACCGUACGGACAGCAGCAGCAGCAACAAGGAGAAUACAUAGGGACUAGCGGCUCAUGUAUUGAACGGCCUUUGUACUAUCUGUCUUUAUCAUUCCUACUCCGAUAGUAUUCAUUCGAUAGUUCAAAAAUGAAAAAUCGGUUUGAAACCAAAGAAAACUGCUUUACAAUGGACUGUGGAAGGAUGGGAUAAUGUAGUAACUGGCGCAUACACCUGAAUUUUCGGAUUGCAUUUUUAUAUCUAAGCUUGUAAUGGCGUGUUCUAUGGCGGUGGACCUGUAUUAGGUUGGUGGCAACGCACUGCGGCUUAGCCAGCGACUUUUUGCCCGAAAUAAACUUAGAGCAUAAGAGUGUCAC
Messenger RNA from Umbelopsis ramanniana AG, 1448 nucleotides. RefSeq lists its product as uncharacterized. Bases 154 to 1200 code for a protein of 348 amino acids. NCBI's taxonomy places the organism in Eukaryota, Fungi, Mucoromycota, Umbelopsidomycetes, Umbelopsidales, Umbelopsidaceae. The transcript has 3 exons. The record is from RefSeq and is a predicted model, not a curated record.